AUGGGGACUACAACUGAAGCCUCUGCUGGAGGUGAGUCGAAGUCCCCCAAGCAAUCCAACAGCUCUCCUGCUCAACCUGAAACCACGACCGACACGAAGGCAGCCGAUCCUACCGUGAAAUUAGAGGCUGCCAAUGCCGAACAAGCCAAACCUCUUGCCCCUCCUCCUCGACCCGGUCAACAACAAGGCAACACCCCCGACUACUUCGCGGUUCAGGCCGGCGGAUCUCUCAGUCUGGAGCCCAAUCCAUUCGAGCAGUCCUUCGGGGGCGCUCCAGAGACACCUGGGGGAACAAAAUUACCUUCAGUUGCUGCAUUGACAUCACCGUCCUCUCUUCUGCCUGGUAGUAACGCGACACCAUUCAAUUGGGGAGGAGGUUCUUUACGUACUGGCCCUUUGAGUCCGGCAAUGCUUUCUGGUCCGGCUAAUGAUUAUUUUGGCGAUACACAUCAUCUUCGCGGCGGAUUUCCUACUCCUAACGAAUCCUCCUUGAGGACGGGUUUGACACCAGGUGGCAGUGGUUCUAUGUUCCCUGCCCCCAGUCCUAACUCCCAAGCACUCUUCGCUCAGCUUGCUAGCGGUGGAGCAACACCCAGCACCCUCGAUUUCCAUCGCACUGCUAUGAGUGCUGCGGCUAAACGUGAUCAAAACGGCGCUGCUCCACGGUCUCAAGCACAGCAAGCUUCCCAAGCACAGCAAUCCCAACAACCUUCUGUCACUUCCCAACCCCAAGAAAUGCCCAACGGUGCUUCAAACAAUAAGUCCGAAGCGAAGCCAGCGUCCGGGCCCUUCGACCCUCACGAUAACGACGCUGCAAACGGCCUUUUUAUGUUGGCCCAGGGUCGAAACGGAGCUCAAAACGCGAACCAAUUCGCUGUGACGUCAGGUGCUCCUGGUCACGCUCAUCCUGCCCCUGUCGCGCCUCAGAACAUGAAUACUUCACCACAAAUGUCAAGUGUUAACGGCGGCUCUAUUGGCUCCGCUCGUGGUAUGAGUGAGGGAAGCAUGAUGUCGGAUGAGAGUGAACAGGCACGACCUAAUACCCGUGGCCGUGGCAAAAAGAACCCCCCUGCGGUGAAUGGCCGAAGGAAAGCGGACGAACCUCCCUCCAAGGCUCCUGCUAAUAAGAAGUCCAAGACUAACAAUUCCAUGUCUAUGGAUAUGGAUAUGUCUGAUGACGAAUCCAAAAUGAAGUAUGAAGAUGGUGGUUCCAAGUCCAAGAUGACCGACGAGGAGAAACGCAAGAACUUCCUUGAACGCAAUCGUGUCGCUGCUCUUAAAUGUCGCCAGAGAAAGAAGCAGUGGUUGGCCAAUCUGCAGACCAAGGUCGAAAUGUUCAGUACUGAGAAUGACGCCUUGACGGCGCAGAUAACCCAGCUCAGAGAGGAAGUCGUCAACUUGAAGACACUUCUUCUUGCCCACAAGGACUGCCCAGUCACUCAGCAGCAAGGAAUACACGGUGCUUUUAUGUCCCAGGUUGUUGAGCCUUACAACCCUCAGAUUAACCCUUAUGGCAUGGCAGCACCUAUGCCAAACCAGCAAGUUAUGGCUGGCCAGGGUGUCCAGCGGCGUUUCUCAUAG
Fusarium redolens is the source of this 1581-nucleotide messenger RNA. RefSeq names its product bZIP transcription factor. The transcript has 3 exons. The record is from RefSeq and is a predicted model, not a curated record. Gene Ontology annotation, molecular function: RNA polymerase II cis-regulatory region sequence-specific DNA binding; DNA-binding transcription factor activity, RNA polymerase II-specific. Gene Ontology annotation, biological process: regulation of transcription by RNA polymerase II. NCBI's taxonomy places the organism in Eukaryota, Fungi, Ascomycota, Sordariomycetes, Hypocreales, Nectriaceae. Bases 1 to 1581 code for a protein of 526 amino acids.